UAAAAUUUCAAGCUGAGAAAAUAGCAUCUAGAUGGUGAAUUUCUGAUCAGCAACCACUGUAAUAUUUUAGGAAAAGGAUCAUGGCCCAAGUGCACAAUCAGUUUCACCCAAAGAUUCCACUGAUUUGAUCAUUCAGAUAGCCGGAUGACGCCACACGACAAGCUUAAGUUCAAUCCCUGAAUUUGUAAUAAUCAAUGCGAAUCAAAGACUUGACACUGAUGUCUUUCUUCAAUCUCUGAUGUCCCAAUUUUACUGGAAUCCUUGUAAACUAAGGCGGUACAGCACUCUUGCAGGCAGAUGGGUGAAAUGGGAAUAACCCAAUUCAUGUUGUUAUUGUUAUUAUCAUGCUUCUCUCUCCUAUUUUGCACUCUCUCUUCGUCCCAUUCAGCCGAAGAUGAGGUAGCCGUAGCCCAUUUCCAGCAAUACUUAAGAAUACCUACUGCCCACCCGAAUCUCAACUAUAAACCAGCCCAAGAAUUCUCGUCCCAUUCAGCCGAAGAUGAGGUAGCCGUAGCCCAUUUCCAGCAAUACUUAAGAAUACCUACUGCCCACCCGAAUCCCAACUAUAAACCAGCCCAAGAAUUCAUACUCUCCAGAGCCAAAUCCAUAGGCCUUGAUAUCCAAGUACUAGAAUUCACCAAAGAGAAACCUCUUAUACUCCUCACAUGGACUGGCAAAAACCCCUCAAUGCCUUCUAUACUGUUGAACUCUCAUAUGGACAGUGUUCCUGCAGAGGCAGACAAAUGGGUUCAUGACCCUUUUGGGGCCACUAAGGACAGCACAGGCAAUAUUUAUGCCAGGGGAGCCCAAGAUGACAAAUGUAUUGGAAUGCAGUAUCUUGAAGCCAUUGAAAGACUUAAAACACAGGGAUUUCAACCUCUAAGAACAGUGCAUGUAUCUUAUGUCCCUGAUGAGGAAAUUGGUGGCAUGGAUGGAUCGAAGGCCUUUGUUCUAUCCAAGGAAUUUGAAAAAUUGCAUGUGGCUUUUGUCCUGGAUGAAGGACAGGCGAGCCCCAAUGAACAUUACAGGGUUUUUUAUGCAGACAGAAUUCCUUGGAGGUUGAUUAUUAAGGCUACUGGAGCUCCAGGUCACGGUUCUAAGCUCUACGAUAACAGUGCUCUUGAGAAUCUUAUAGAGAGUAUGGCUGUUAUAGAUCGUUUUAGGUCAGCUCAAUUUGAUUUAGUGAAGUCUGGAGUGGCAGAGUAUGGAGAAGUGAUAUCUGUGAAUCCAGUUUAUGUCAAAGCGGGGACUCCCACCACUACUGGAUUUGUUAUGAAUGUGCAGCCAUCGGAGGCAGAGGCAGGGUUUGACAUUCGACUUCCACCUACAGCAGAUCCCCAGAUGGUUAGAAAGCGGAUUUCAGAUGAAUGGGCACCUGCUGCAUGCAAUAUGACUUAUCAGCUUAUUCAAAUAGGGCCAAUAAGGGACAUUCACGGGCAUCCCCUUUUAACAGUAGCCAACCACUCAAAUAUAUGGUGGGUGCAGCUUGAGAAGGCUGUCUUAGUAGCGGGAGGCAAACUACGGAAACCUGAAAUAUUGGCAUCAACCACUGAUACUCGCUUUAUGAGGGAGAAAGGAAUCCCGUCUUUCGGAUUCUCACCAAUGUCAAACACCCCAAUAUUACUUCACGACCAUAAUGAGUUCUUAAAUGAAGCAGAGUAUAUAAAGGGGAUAAAGGUGUACAAGAAAAUUAUUGAAAUAUUAAGUUCCUGUACUGAAUCCGUUGAUGAUAUAGCCUUUAAAGAUGAGUUAUGAUGGUGUGUGACAUUGGUUGAACAUUACACAAAAGACUGGUCAAUGGUAUGACAGUCAUGUUAUUCUCACAUAAAAUGGGAUAAUUUCUAAUGGAACGACUUCAUUGGAACAGAUAAAUAGAGAAGACUCUGUUUAGUAUGAUUACAGAUAUCCCAGUGUUCAAAAUUCUAUUUCAAAAAUCAGAUUUAUAAUUGAGAUUUUUGUAGAUUCCACCUAAAAUAAAGCAGAUAUUGUUCAAAUCUUAUUGCAUUAAUGUGAAGUGUUUAUAGUUGGAUGCUGUGAAAAUGUUAAGAAGUCCCCAGUUAGCAUAUUUACUAUUAGACUUUUAACAUGAUUGACAACAUUUGAGACAAUGCACUAUUAUUAAUAUAUAUCAAGUGCAAUUAUGUAAAGCAUAUUUCCCUGUUCUUGAGAGCUUUGUAUAUAUAUUAAUUUGUAA
This is a messenger RNA of Cryptomeria japonica (Japanese cedar), 2194 nucleotides long. RefSeq lists its product as uncharacterized. The coding region runs from base 298 to 1755 and encodes 485 amino acids. Gene Ontology annotation, biological process: amino acid metabolic process. The record is from RefSeq and is a predicted model, not a curated record. Lineage: Eukaryota; Viridiplantae; Streptophyta; Pinopsida; Cupressales; Cupressaceae. The transcript has 4 exons. Gene Ontology annotation, molecular function: aminoacylase activity. Gene Ontology annotation, cellular component: cytoplasm.